This is a messenger RNA of Ananas comosus (pineapple), 1102 nucleotides long. Its product is annotated as rho GDP-dissociation inhibitor 1-like. Lineage: Eukaryota; Viridiplantae; Streptophyta; Magnoliopsida; Poales; Bromeliaceae. The record is from RefSeq and is a predicted model, not a curated record. The transcript is spliced from 5 exons. Gene Ontology annotation, cellular component: cytoplasm; membrane; cytosol. Bases 158 to 892 code for a protein of 244 amino acids. Gene Ontology annotation, biological process: Rho protein signal transduction. Gene Ontology annotation, molecular function: protein binding; Rho GDP-dissociation inhibitor activity.
AGCGAAAACCCAGCUCUAUCCUCCACCUGUCAUAUUGUUUAGAGUAGAACUUCACCUAUGACUAUUCCUUUCUCCUCAUUUCUCUCAAGAAAAAGAAAACCAAGAAAACAAGUGUUUGUUGUAUGUUCUUCUUUUGGAGCUCUCUUAAGCUCCAAGAAUGGAACAAGAAGAUGAGGAAAAGAGGGCCCAUGAGAUUAAUAAAGAGGAGAACGAACAUGAAGAAGAUCCCAAUGGAAACGCCGACGAGAAGAUAACCAGAAAAUUCAGCUACACUUCCUUGAGUUCGGCUGACAUAAACGACGAUGACGAUGGCGGCGACGAUGACGAUGAUGACGAUGAAAAGCGGCCUGUGCUGCUGGGCCCUCCGGUGCCCCUUAAGGAGCAGCUUGAGAUGGACAAGGAUGAUGAGAGCUUAAGAAGGUGGAAGGAGCAACUUCUUGGAAGUGUUGAUUUAUCUGGUGUUGGAGAGUCUCUAAAUCCUGAUGUCCACAUUCUUGACCUGACAAUAGUAACUCCUGAUCGACCCAAUCUGAUUUUGCCAAUCCCUUUCGUCCCCGACGCAAAGGGAUAUGCUUUUGCGCUCAAAGACGGAAGUCGAUAUCGUCUCAAAUUCUCUUUCGUUGUUUCCAGCAACAUUGUGUCUGGCUUAAGAUAUACCAAUACUGUUUGGAAAACUGGGGUGAGAGUGGAAACCACCAAGGUGAUGUUGGGGACAUUUAGUCCUCAAAAGGAAUCUUACACAUAUGAAUUGGAAGAAGAAACCACCCCAUCAGGUAUGUUCGCAAGGGGAUCUUAUUCAGCUAGAACAAAGUUCGUCGACGACGACGGAAAAUGUUACCUCGACAUGAGUUACUACUUUGAGAUUAGAAAGGAUUGGCCAUCGCCAUCUUGAUCGUGAGGACAAGUUCAUGUUAAAAUGAGCAAUGUUGAUGUUUCUAUAUGAUGUUGUAUUUUUGCACUUCUUUUUUAUGCGCAAUCUUCAAAUCAUUUUAAGAUUGGGAAAUUUAGAUGAUUAGUUUGAUUUAUGCUCCCUGCGGUGAUUUAAUGAAUAGUCAUUUUGUAAUACUGUAAAUCGAGAGAUUCGUAUAGUGAAUUGUUAUUG